CUCGUUGCGAAACGACCAUGGAGACGAAGCCGGCGCCAGCCGCUCCAAGUGGCGGCAUGGAGACGGCGGUGUCGACUGUCCCUAAGAUUCGCGACAUUGGCACGAUUGCGUUAGAAGCUCUUGGGAAGAUCGACACUGUGCUGGCGUUCGAGCUGAGUGUCAUGAACGACCACAUGAAGGCCAUGGAAGGCGAAAACGCGUUGAUCAAGGCUGAGAACGAUAUGUUAAAGGCCAAGUUGGUGCAGCAAAAAGAAGACGAAGCCGACAUUUACUACUACUUGCACAAAAAGCUGGACGCAAACUACGAAGUGAUUGCGCAGUUGGAAAGCGACAUCCAAACCGUAAAACUCGAGCGCGACGCGAUGGACAAGGCGUUCCACAUCAAGCAAGACGAGACCCAAGACGCGUUUGCCAAGGAGAAGAAGGAGCUCACGGAGCGCAUCGAAAGCGCCGAGGACACGCUUCAUGCGCUCGAAGUGUUUCGUGAGCGCAAGAUCGUUCUUGAAGACACGAUUGCCGCCAUGGAGUCGACGUUGGCGGCGGAAAAGGACAACCACAAAAAGCAAGUCGUGGAAAUGGAGCGGCGCAAUGUCCAGGAAAAAGAACGCAUCAAGAAGGACAUGCUCAUGAAAAUCAAAGAAAACAAACAAAAUCUCUUGGCACGGACAGAAGAUCAACUGGACACGACAACGAAGCGCACGAUGAUGGAGAACGACCAGAUGAUCUCGGAACUGCAGUACCAAAGCAAAGAAACAGAAAAACUCUUGGUAAAGUACAAGGCACUUGAAACCGAAGUCGUGCAUCUCCGUCUUCAGCUCAAGGUGAACAAGGACACGGAAGUGGAAAUGGCGAAACGGACGCAUUUUUACCAAAAGCUCAUCAAAAAGCUCAACGAACGCGUGCAGAGCGACCACGUGGCCGCGCGGACUCACGCCGCGCUCACGCAAGGCCAAGAGCGCACCAAGACGGACGUGAACAAGGCGAACGAGGACAUGAUCGCGCUGCUGCAGACCAAAUCCAACGGCCUCGAGACGCAGCUGCGCACGCUGUGCGCCGAACUCGCAGACGCGCGCACUCAUGUGGACGAAGCCCGCGCCGAGAAGCACGCGAUGCUCGCGCAGCAGGACGACACGCUGCGGUUCCUGAGCGUGGCCAUCCAUGACAUCACGCACCAGCUGGCCCUGAGCGGACACGGACACGCGGCGCCGUCGUCGCUCCAUGCGUGGCAGGCCGGCGAUGUCAUUCCUGCGAAAUUGGAUGACCUCGCGCCUUCCGACGUGAAAAAAGUGCUGCAAAUGCUCUUUGGCAAGCUACACGCAUACCAAGCGGCUAUUGUGCAAACCCGGCCAGUGCUGUAUCCGCCAGUGGUGCCACCAUCCCCUGCAAGUUCUUCUUCGUUGGGGGUGGAAUUGCCGCCGUUGGUGCCCGCCAAACACCGCCAAGACCAGCUCGAGAUUCUCAAGGCAUUGGCGACCAGAGGGGAUUCUGUCCAGCGAGCGACUCGUCCUGGAAAUAGUGGCUGUGGGGUCUUGCUUGAAUCUCCUCAUGGCGUACCCCUCCGGUCCAUUGCCGUCCAAACGCUGCCUGAAUGGGUAGGCUACCACACCAAUACAUAUAUAUAUAUAACCUACCACCACACCAAUAUAUAUAUAUAUAUAUAUAUAGACAUAACGACUUGAUGUAGAGUGCCGAAAGCAAGCGAAACACUGGAGCCAGUCGCAACAUUUCCACUUUGUAUCAUCACGUGGAUCGAACCAAGAACCGCCCAAGGAACCGCCGCGAAGGAGACGGACACAUUGGGCAUGAAGAUGGAGGCAGCUCGUCGGUCGUGACGACGGCGGCGGGGCGACUGGGGGCGUUGGUGCUGCUCUCCAAGGGAUCAUCGCGGCCAACCAUCAAGACUCGAAUCGUGUUGCCAGAUGCCCACCGAAUGUCUCUACCCAGUGCCACCGUCAGUCCAGGGUGAUUUGAUCCCAACCCAAUCUCAGCACUUACAGUCUACCGUUCCGGUUCUUUGGGUGUUCUUUGGGUGUUCAACGGCGCUAGUACUACUAGUAGUACUUACUACUAGGACGGACCCACGAUCGUGUUUGGUCGUAUAUAUUAAAUUAAACGGGACUUUGGUGAUGAUGGCGAAGGUGUUCCAGUUGCCGCUCCAGGGCGCGUCGCUCCGCCUUGAUCGACUCGAGAGCCGACUGCAUCGACGUGCCUUCUUCUUCUUCGUCCCUAGCGGCGGGUGCCGACAAG
This is a messenger RNA of Aphanomyces astaci, 2247 nucleotides long. RefSeq lists its product as hypothetical. Gene Ontology annotation, cellular component: ciliary basal body; cilium. Gene Ontology annotation, molecular function: microtubule binding. Bases 18 to 1679 code for a protein of 553 amino acids. The record is from RefSeq and is a predicted model, not a curated record. The transcript is spliced from 7 exons. NCBI's taxonomy places the organism in Eukaryota, Oomycota, Saprolegniomycetes, Saprolegniales, Verrucalvaceae.